Cladocopium goreaui is the source of this 753-nucleotide messenger RNA. The record is from the annotation of a GenBank genome assembly. NCBI's taxonomy places the organism in Eukaryota, Dinophyceae, Suessiales, Symbiodiniaceae.
UGGAUCCCUGAAAGGCCAUUGGACAGGCCAUUGGACCCUUGGAGUUUCACCGUUGCCAUGGCCAGCACCCAGCCCCAGAUGUACGGCCAGCCCAGCAGCGACCCCGCGGCCGAGUUGCAGAGGCAGAUGGCAACAGCCGCAGCACAGCAGGCGGCGCAGCAAGGGGCGCAGGUGGCGUCGCAGAAGGCGAAGCAUGGCUUCUAUGAGAUCAAGGCCUACAUCCAGGAGAACCCAGGAAGUGUGAAGGUGAUGUGCUUUCUGGUGGGCCUAACCCUGCUGGUCUUCAGCAUCCUGGGCGUCAUCAAUCCUUUUGCGGUCUUCGGCACACCCAAGGAAUACUUGGCUAAUGUCUACAAUAUCAUUUUCUCAGUGAUCAUUUGCAUCUGCGAGGGCAAGGAGGAUUGGAUGAGGUCUUGCGGUGAUCUUCAAGGUAAACUCUUCCAGCGUUGCUUCUUCUUGGCCACACAGACGGGACGUGCCCUCUUCUAUUUCUAUGUGGGUUCCAUGACUAUCCUUUUGCUACCCUCAGGUUUCAUUUGGACCUUGAUCUACAUCAUUCUCGGCUCCUGCUUAUGUCUCCUGUCUCUGCUCAUGCUCUUCUUCGCCCAUUGCGGCCGGUGCCGAUCGAACUAUGGCCAGAUGGGCGGAUCUAGUGGACAGCUCUGAGUGCGCGACCUGCGGGAUGUGUGGCAGAUCCCUGGAGUCUCAGGUGGGAAAAAACCUGGGAAAAAACCUGGGAAAAAUCAGGUGAUC